UGCCAUGAGGAGCAUGUGCUGAUUAGGACCGACAAUUGUGCCGAGAUCCGUGGCGCCCUCUACAAGACGUGUAACACGUCGCUGAGUUGUGCCUAGUUUCACACCGUUUGCUCUUUUUAUCUCAACAGCAGUGAUUCUCCCUCGUGUAUCCUUAGCGAUAAAGCUCAACUGCAGCCUUUUCUUAGUUCCAACGCUUCCUCGAAACCGAAUGCUGCUGCGUCGUGAAUUGUCGUUAACCAGUAGCAAACUGGUUGGCGACAGAGCGUGCGCUUCUUAGUCGUGGUGUACCGCAAUGGCCGAUGAAAAAACAACGGAUCCCCCUCCUCCUGCGAACACUACCAAAGACGAUGCAGAGCCGAGUACAAGCGACGCCGGAACCGAGGAACCCUCCAACAUUCUGCAAGACAAUUUCAGUACUACCGAAGAGCCAAUCAAGGAGGCCGCAUCUUCAGAGAACCAGCUGCCUGCAGAGCCAGGAGCAGGCGGUGCUACAGAAAGUGAAACAGACUCUGUGGAGACUCCGAGCCCUCCGCGCGCAAGCCAAGACAGUACGGUGGUGGCAGAGGCGGCUGCUGCGGUCCCAAUUCAGAAAGGUGAUCAAACCAGCGAAGACCAAGAAAACAGACGUGUCUCCGAUAACUGCAGCAAGGUUAAUGGCCACCCACCUGACAUGGAAAGGGCUUCCGGCGCACCAACGGCGGAGGGACCACGCGAUUCCGAUGAAUCUGGUAGGCCGUCCCCGCCGAAUGACCUGUGCGCUCAGCGUCUCCGACGACUUACGUGCGAAAGACAUUACGACUGCGAAGAGUGUCAAAGGUUUUGUCGUCAAAGGGCGCACCUGGCCCGGCAUCGCCGCAGGUACACAUCCGAACGUCUGUUUGAGUGCUCGGAGUGUGGAUCUCACUUCGUCCGGAGAGGAAACUUAGACAGGCAUCUCACGAUUGAUCACCACAGAUGCCGUGUGUGCCCGGCUACGUUUGCGGACAUUUAUGGACUGGCGGCCCAUGUAAUUUGGCACUCGCUUGAUCUCAUGUGACAGUGUGGCAGGUGCGACUGAUCGACCUCCUUCGCAAGCAGGUUUGGCGGCACUUGCACAGGGCUGGAUAUUCGCGAGUCCAAAGUGUGUCUGGUGGAAAUUGUACACGUCAAAGAAUAUCAAAUUCCUAUCGGAAAAGGAGUGAAAUUACACUGCAGAGCAGUGUCUGCCGAAUGGCUUUAUGUCGCCCGGGCCAACUUUCGGAUAUAGUGCAUGAACUCAUCGCUGCUGCCUGACGUUCCAAAUGACUUGAAUUUGUUAAUGAAUGAGGUGACAAGGAGCUGUUAUUACGACACCUUGCCUCGUGCAUCCCAUUCUAAGCAUUCCGCGCUCGGAAAUCCUGUUAAAAUAUAAUGUUACCUACAAAGUUAACUGCGCUGUUCUUUAUUACCUCUCUACAGCCCGAGAACGGCUGCAUGAAAUCAUUUGUUAUCACUGAAUAAAGUUCUUAAGAAAUGUCUUUCAGUGUGUUCAUUCCGAAAAUUUUCAUUCUUUUCGUCAUUAUUUUCUUCUCUAUACACGAAGUGUGAGACCUUA
Messenger RNA from Dermacentor silvarum, 1573 nucleotides. RefSeq names its product zinc finger protein 586-like. Gene Ontology annotation, biological process: regulation of transcription by RNA polymerase II. The record is from RefSeq and is a predicted model, not a curated record. Gene Ontology annotation, molecular function: RNA polymerase II cis-regulatory region sequence-specific DNA binding; DNA-binding transcription factor activity, RNA polymerase II-specific. The transcript has 4 exons. Bases 293 to 1036 code for a protein of 247 amino acids. NCBI's taxonomy places the organism in Eukaryota, Metazoa, Arthropoda, Arachnida, Ixodida, Ixodidae.